AUGUCCGAUACAGUCAACAAGAACGGCAAACGUCCUCAUGCAGACGGCGAAGAAGCCGAGAUAAAAGAGGCAGACGCGCCGUUCAAUGCACCCAGUGCUGACUUUAUCCUUCGUGCCUUCGAUAACGUCGACUUCCGCGUUCACAAAGUUAUCCUUUCCGUCGCUUCGCCGGUCUUCGAGUCCAUGUUCACUCUUCCGGACUCCAAAGCAGACACUCAAUACUCCAAGGAUGGCCUCCCUGUCUUGGCCUGCCCCGAACCGGCGGCCGUACUCGACCCUGUACUCCGCUUUUGCUAUCCCACAGCUACACCAAUGUUGACGGAGUUGACCACCCUGAUGCCGCUCUACGACGCUAUCGACAAGUAUUGUAUGGAAUCGCUUCUGCAUACAAUCGAAGCGGGUUUGGUUUUAGCUGUCGAACAAGAUUGUAUGGUUGCAUACGCCUUCGCAUGUCGCCACCAUCUUCAGCCGGUCAUCACAGCCGCGGCGAAGGCCUCUCUCACAACACCUCUUCAAGAUCUUCCCUUCGUCGAAGAGCUAGAGAUGAUAACUGGAGCUCAGUUGUUCAGACUUCAGGAGUAUCACCGCGCAUGUUCGAAAGCCGCCACACUCUCAGCGAAACAUUGGAAAUGGCUUUCAGUGUCAGACAUUCCUUUGGGUAGCACAGAGGCCGGUUGUAAGUGUUGUGGGAGGUAUAGUACGAAGGUGGAGGAUGUGAAAGGUUCUGUCUUCGACUCGUGUCUCAAAAACUGGGGAUUUUGGGCUCCUUUGUGGUGGUGGGAUUAUCUGGGAGCUAUGGAGAAGGCGCUAGCGUUACGUCCGCGUGGAAGUACGGCCACCGACAAGGAUGCAUUGGAUCCGUUCUUGAGGAAAGCGGCGGUUUGCAGCAAUGAAGCUUGUCGAGCGGGGAUCAAGACGUUCUUGGAGUUCGCGGAGACAUUCUCGGCCCAGAUUGAGAAGGUCAUCGAUAGAGUUAAGCCGCCGUAUUGA
Messenger RNA from Stereum hirsutum FP-91666 SS1, 990 nucleotides. RefSeq lists its product as uncharacterized. Bases 1 to 990 code for a protein of 329 amino acids. Gene Ontology annotation, molecular function: protein binding. The record is from RefSeq and is a predicted model, not a curated record. The transcript is spliced from 2 exons. NCBI's taxonomy places the organism in Eukaryota, Fungi, Basidiomycota, Agaricomycetes, Russulales, Stereaceae.